AUGGCGCGGCAGCAGCUCGUAGCUCUUCUCGCUGCUGUUCUGCUGGCCACCGCCGCCGCGGUGGUGCCGCUCUCCAACUACGGCGUGAUAACGCCGCGGCCACGGUUGAUAAUGGGGAAGCGGGAUGAGGAGUACUGCGGCAAGAAGAAGUGCGUGAACGUCAAGUGCGAUAGCCGCUGCCCCGACCAGUGCUUCGUCCUCUGCCCCAGCUGCAAGACAAUAUGCAUCUGUGACUUCUAUCCCGGCAUCUCCUGCGGCGACCCGCGCUUCACCGGCGGCGACGGAAACAACUUCUACUUCCACGGUAGGAAGGACAAGGACUUUUGUGUCGUCUCUGAUGCCGAUCUCCACAUUAACGCCCACUUCAUCGGCAGCCACAACAUCGGCAUUGGACGUCACUUCACCUGGAUCCAGGCGUUGGGCAUCCGCUUUGCUGACCACCGUCUGUUGGUUGGCGCCAAGAAGACGGUGAAAUGGAACGGCGGCAUUGAUCGUCUAGAGAUGACCCUGGAUGAUGAGCCCAUUGACAUCCCCGCUAAGCUCGGCGCGGGGUGGGAAUCAACAUCCGUGGUGGGUUUGAGCAUCACGAGGACCGCCAUAGCCAACGGCAUCAGAGUUCAACUUGUGGGGGUGUUUGACAUCAUGGCUAGCGCGGUGCCCGUCACGGAGAAGGACUCUCGCAUCCACAACUACGGCGUGGUAGACGACGACUGCCUGGCUCACUUGGACAUCGGGUUCAAGUUCCAUGACCUUACCGACAAUGUGCACGGUGUUCUUGGUCAGACAUACCGCUCUGACUAUGUCAACAAGCUCAGCUUGCGCACUAGCAUGCCAGUCAUGGGUGGCGCAACCAGCUACUUAUCCUCCGAUAUCUUCGCUACCGAUUGUUUGGUUGCUAGGUUCGGUCGCCACGAUGGCAUCUCCAUGGUCGCAACCAGGGAUGGUUGA
This is a messenger RNA of Lolium rigidum, 948 nucleotides long. RefSeq lists its product as uncharacterized. Bases 1 to 948 code for a protein of 315 amino acids. Lineage: Eukaryota; Viridiplantae; Streptophyta; Magnoliopsida; Poales; Poaceae. The transcript is spliced from 2 exons. The record is from RefSeq and is a predicted model, not a curated record.